This is a messenger RNA of Cygnus olor (mute swan), 1844 nucleotides long. It is a transcript of the gene CHRDL2, whose product is annotated as chordin like 2. NCBI's taxonomy places the organism in Eukaryota, Metazoa, Chordata, Aves, Anseriformes, Anatidae. Gene Ontology annotation, molecular function: protein binding. The transcript is spliced from 11 exons. Bases 486 to 1787 code for a protein of 433 amino acids. The record is from RefSeq and is a predicted model, not a curated record.
AGGCGCCUUUGAUCGGAGCGAGGCGAACCCCGCCGGGCACCGGCACCGGCACCGCCGCACCCCCGGGCACCGGCACCGGGACACCCCCGGGCAUCGGGACACCGGCAGCGGGACUUCGGCACCGGGACAUCCCGGGACAUCCCGGGACAUCGGCACCGGGACAUCCCCGAGCACCGGGACACCGGCACCGGGACACCCCCGAGCACCGGGACAGCAGCAGCAGCCCCGAGCACCGGCCCCGGGACCCCGUCCCCCCCCCCCCCCCCCCUCCUCCUGCACUCCACCCCCGCCCCCAGCCCCGAGCCACCGCCGCGCAGCGCCCCGGGAGCAGCACCGGGACAUCGGGCACCGACACCGAGACACCCCCGGUACCGGCACCGAGACACCCCCGGGAACCGGGACCGGAGCUUCCCCGAGCACCGGCACCGAGGCACCCCCGGGCACCGGCACCGAAGCCCCCCCCGGGCACCGACCGCCGGGCUGCGAUGCUUCCCGGUGCGGGCCCCCUCGCCUUCCUCCUCCGGUGCCUGCUGCUCCUCUUCGCCUCCGAGAGCCGAGCCCGGGCUCGGCCGGAUAUGUUCUGUGACUUCAGUGGCAAGAAGUACAGCCCAGGCGAGAGCUGGCACCCCUACCUGGAGCCCCAGGGGCUGAUGUACUGCAUCCGCUGCAGCUGCUCCGAGAAUGGGAACACCAGGUGCUAUCGGAUCCAGUGCCCGGCUCUGCAGUGCGCCAGCCCCGUCACGGACCCCCAGCAGUGCUGCCCGCGGUGUCUCGAGCCAAACUCCCCCUCUGGCCUCCGGGCGCCUGCCAGGUCCUGCCAGUACAACGGGACGACGUACCAGCAAGGCGAGAUGUUCACCACCAGUGAGCUCUUCCCCAGCCGCCAGCCCAACCAGUGUGUGCAGUGCAGCUGCUCCGAAGGCCAGAUUUACUGCGGCUUGGUGACCUGCCCGGAGCUGCUGUGCUCCUCUCCCCUAACGGUGCCAGACUCCUGCUGCCAGGUCUGCAAAGAUGGCUCAUACGAGAAGUCCGCGGAAGAGGAACCCCUGCAGUUAAACAGAGGUGUUAGGCACUCGCAAGACCAGUGCUCGGGGGAAGCGAUGGGCAGGAAGCCCCUCGGAGCCACCGCGUCCACCGUUCUCAGCUCCUCCCUGGAGUUCAUUCCCAGGAGCUUCAAACCCAAGGGGGGAGGUGGCACCACCGUGAAGAUCGUCUUGAAGGAGAAGCACAAGAAAGCUUGUGUUUACAACGGGAAGACCUACUCCCACGGGGAAGUGUGGCACCCCGUCUUCCGGCUCUACGGCCUCCUGCCCUGCAUCCUGUGCACUUGCAGGGACGGUGUCCAGGACUGCCAGAAGAUCUCGUGCCCCAAGGAGUAUCCCUGUGACUAUCCCGAGAAAGUGGAUGGGAAAUGCUGUAAAAUAUGUCCAGAAACCAGAGUCAAACCCACCGAUGAAAUCGUCACUACCCAAUGCGGCAAGAACCCCAACCGCGUCCUGGUGUACAUGUUUGUGCCACCGAGCUCCGAGACCUCCAAGGAGGUCCUGAGGACAAUCGCAAUCGAGAAGGAGCCCUCUGAAGAGGUGGAAAUCUAUAACUGGAAGCUGAUUAAAGGGAUAUUUCACUUGAUCCAGACCAAGAAGAUCAGCAAACAGGAAUUCAAGCAAGAAGCGCAGAACUUCAGGCUGAUCACCAGGACGAACGAAGGUCACUGGAACAUCUUCCGAGCCCAGACGUCAGAGCUGACGAUGACAGAGAGUCCAGAGAAAGAAACAAAGAACUUGUAAAAGAGAAACUUUAACCUAGCUAUUGAUUUAUCUACACCCACACACACAUACACACCU